Messenger RNA from Gloeophyllum trabeum ATCC 11539, 1023 nucleotides. RefSeq lists its product as uncharacterized. Lineage: Eukaryota; Fungi; Basidiomycota; Agaricomycetes; Gloeophyllales; Gloeophyllaceae. The transcript is spliced from 2 exons. The record is from RefSeq and is a predicted model, not a curated record. The coding region runs from base 1 to 1023 and encodes 340 amino acids.
AUGACUUCUAUCUCUUUGUCCAAUGACAUGGGUCUGCCUUUAUGCGCGCCCUACUACUCUUACGGCCGCGACGAUCCUGAACACAAAACAAGCACUGGACUGGUAUUAUGUGGGGACAACGCUUUGGGCAUCCGUCUUUCAGAUGCAGAGUCGGACGCUCCGCAGUCCGAGCUGUAUACCGCUGUUUCGACAGGGCAAACCUAUGUCCGCCGAUCUGUGGACACACUCAGUGUGUACCAGGCUCCAUUCCUGAGCGAGACGCUUGCGUUCCUCAGCCACCACUAUAGGCCCAACAACUCGUUUCUAUCAUCUGCCGACCUCUCCUCUUUCACGUAUUCCGACAUCUCGUCUUCCUCGUCUGGUGACAACUCUUUGCCGUUAUAUUGCAGUAUGAGUCAGAUCGCCCCGGAGCUCCCUUCCCCGAGCUACCGGGAGUCUGAUUCCGACAUAGAGAGCGAGAGGAAUGGUACCGAGGACGAGUACAGACCGUCGCCGUCGCCGUCGCCGCUACCCCAGCCCGUCAAUCGCCGCGGGGCGGCCCGCCAGAGACGCGCCAAGGCCAGGGCUCGCACAGCGCCGUAUCCCUCCUCAUCCCAUACCUCGGCAGCCUCAUCACCCUCCCCCUCGGCAUCAUCUUCCUCUGGAUCGUCUACCGCCAAAGAGUCCCAUACCAGGAACUGCAUCGCCACCUGUUCUCCUCCAGAUGACAUCCUCCCCGACGAAGACGGCACUCUGCGGUGCCCAGUCGACGGCUGCACCCACGUCGUGCGCCCGAAGGGCCCGCACAGCAAGCCGCGGCUGGCGGACAUGCGCCGGCACGUCAGCACCCACUUCCCGGCUCUAAAGCAGGGCAAGUGGGUGUGCCGCGGCUACGCGCUGGAGGUCGCGGACCGCCUCGGCGUGCCGGGCGAGAUACACUAUGUCGAUGGCGUGCUUUAUCGGGGCGGGUGCAACGAGCACUUCAGCAGGAAGGAUUCCUUGAAGAGGCACCUUAAAGCUGUGUGCCGCAAGGUUCACGACUAG